This is a messenger RNA of Indicator indicator, 3032 nucleotides long. It is a transcript of the gene TAOK1, whose product is annotated as TAO kinase 1. Gene Ontology annotation, biological process: execution phase of apoptosis; protein phosphorylation. The coding region runs from base 1 to 3006 and encodes 1001 amino acids. Gene Ontology annotation, molecular function: ATP binding; protein kinase activity. The record is from RefSeq and is a predicted model, not a curated record. The transcript is spliced from 19 exons. Lineage: Eukaryota; Metazoa; Chordata; Aves; Piciformes; Indicatoridae.
AUGCCAUCAACCAGCCGAGCGGGCAGCCUGAAGGACCCAGAAAUUGCAGAGCUCUUCUUCAAAGAAGAUCCAGAAAAGCUCUUCACAGAUCUCCGAGAGAUUGGCCAUGGAAGCUUCGGAGCAGUUUAUUUUGCACGUGAUGUGCGCACCAAUGAAGUGGUGGCCAUCAAGAAAAUGUCAUAUAGUGGGAAGCAGUCCAAUGAGAAAUGGCAGGAUAUUAUUAAGGAAGUCAAGUUCCUCCAAAGAAUAAAACACCCCAACAGUAUAGAAUAUAAAGGCUGCUAUUUGCGGGAGCAUACAGCAUGGCUCGUUAUGGAAUAUUGUUUAGGAUCAGCAUCAGACUUACUAGAAGUUCAUAAAAAGCCAUUGCAAGAAGUGGAAAUAGCAGCAAUUACCCAUGGUGCUCUCCAGGGAUUAGCAUACUUGCAUUCUCACAAUAUGAUCCAUAGAGAUAUCAAGGCAGGAAACAUCUUGCUGACAGAGCCAGGACAGGUGAAACUUGCUGACUUUGGGUCUGCUUCUAUAGCAUCUCCUGCCAACUCAUUUGUGGGGACGCCAUAUUGGAUGGCCCCAGAAGUGAUUUUAGCCAUGGAUGAAGGGCAGUACGAUGGCAAAGUAGAUGUUUGGUCUCUUGGAAUUACCUGUAUUGAAUUAGCGGAAAGGAAGCCUCCUUUGUUUAAUAUGAACGCAAUGAGUGCCUUAUAUCACAUAGCGCAGAAUGAAUCCCCUACACUACAGUCUAAUGAAUGGUCUGAUUAUUUUCGAAACUUCGUAGAUUCUUGUCUCCAGAAAAUCCCUCAAGACAGGCCUACAUCAGAGGAGCUUCUGAAGCACAUGUUCGUUCUUCGGGAGCGGCCUGAAACAGUGUUAAUAGACUUGAUUCAGAGAACAAAGGAUGCAGUGAGAGAAUUGGACAACCUGCAGUAUCGGAAAAUGAAGAAGCUCCUCUUCCAGGAGGCACACAAUGGCCCUGCAGUUGAAACACAGGAGGAGGAGGAGGAACAAGAUCAUGGUGUUGGCAGGACAGGAACAGUGAACAGUGUCGGAAGUAAUCAGUCCAUUCCUAGUAUGUCUAUCAGUGCCAGUAGCCAAAGCAGUAGUGUUAACAGUCUUCCAGAUGCCUCGGAUGAUAAGAGUGAGCUGGAUAUGAUGGAGGGAGACCACACCGUGAUGUCAAACAGCUCUGUCAUUCAUUUAAAGCCGGAGGAAGAAAACUACAGAGAGGAAUCAGAUCCUCGAACAAGGGCAUCAGAACCCCAGUCUCCUCCCCAAGUAUCUCGCCACAAGUCUCAUUAUCGCAACCGAGAGCACUUUGCUACUAUACGCACAGCAUCACUGGUGACAAGGCAAAUGCAGGAACAUGAACAAGACUCUGAACUCCGAGAGCAGAUGUCUGGCUAUAAACGCAUGAGACGGCAACACCAGAAGCAGCUGAUGGCAUUAGAGAAUAAACUGAAGGCAGAGAUGGAUGAGCAUCGCCUCAGGUUGGACAAAGAUCUGGAAACCCAGCGUAACAAUUUUGCUGCAGAAAUGGAAAAGCUAAUUAAAAAGCACCAAGCGGCCAUGGAAAAAGAGGCUAAAGUGAUGGCCAAUGAAGAAAAGAAGUUUCAACAGCAUAUUCAGGCCCAGCAGAAAAAAGAAUUGAACAGUUUCCUGGAGUCCCAGAAGAGAGAAUAUAAACUCCGUAAAGAGCAGCUGAAAGAGGAGCUGAAUGAAAACCAGAGCACUCCAAAGAAGGAGAAGCAGGAGUGGCUCUCUAAACAGAAGGAGAACAUACAGCAUUUCCAGGCAGAGGAAGAAGCCAACUUACUGAGGCGUCAGAGGCAGUACUUGGAGCUGGAGUGUCGCCGCUUUAAGAGACGGAUGCUCCUUGGCCGCCAUAAUCUGGAGCAGGACCUGGUUCGAGAGGAGUUAAACAAAAGGCAGACACAGAAGGACCUGGAGCACGCCAUGCUGCUGCGUCAGCACGAGUCCAUGCAGGAGCUGGAGUUCCGCCAUCUCAGUACCAUCCAGAAGAUGCGCUGUGAGCUGAUCCGACUGCAGCACCAGACCGAGCUCACCAACCAGCUGGAGUACAACAAGCGCCGUGAGCGGGAGCUGAGGCGUAAGCACGUUAUGGAGGUCCGGCAGCAGCCCAAGAGCCUGAAGUCAAAAGAACUACAGAUAAAGAAGCAGUUUCAGGAUACAUGCAAGAUCCAAACCAGACAGUACAAAGCACUGAGAAACCAUCUGCUGGAGACCACGCCAAAGAGUGAACAUAAAGCUGUCCUCAAACGGCUCAAGGAGGAGCAGACCCGGAAGCUGGCUAUCCUGGCUGAGCAGUAUGAUCACAGCAUUAAUGAAAUGCUCUCUACACAAGCUCUGCGUUUGGAUGAAGCACAGGAAGCGGAGUGCCAGGUUUUGAAGAUGCAGCUGCAGCAAGAAUUGGAGCUGCUGAAUGCAUAUCAGAGUAAAAUCAAGAUGCAGGCAGAAGCCCAGCAUGAUCGGGAGCUGCGUGAUCUUGAACAGAGGGUAUCCCUCCGCCGGGCCCUCCUUGAGCAGAAGAUUGAGGAGGAGAUGCUGGCUUUGCAGAACGAGCGUACUGAACGGAUACGAAGCCUGCUGGAGCGCCAAGCUCGCGAGAUCGAAGCCUUUGACUCAGAAAGCAUGAGGCUAGGUUUUAGUAACAUGGUUCUUUCUAAUCUCUCCCCCGAGGCGUUCAGCCACAGCUACCCGGGAGCUUCUGGCUGGUCCCACAAUCCUACUGGGGGUGCAGGACCUCACUGGGGUCAUCCCAUGGGUGGCCCACCACAAGCUUGGGGCCAUCCAAUGCAAGGUGGACCCCAGCCAUGGGGUCACCCCUCGGGGCCCAUGCAGGGGGUACCUCGAAGUAGUGCUAUAGGGGUCCGCAACAGCCCCCAGGCUCUGAGGCGGACAGCUUCUGGGGGACGGACGGAGCAGGGCAUGAGCAGGAGCACAAGUGUUACUUCACAAAUAUCCAAUGGUUCACACAUGUCUUAUACAUAACUUAAACAAUAACUGAGGGUGGCAAU